AUGAAACCGAAGGUUCUACUUCUACCUCCAGCCACCAUCCGAUUUGGAAACCUUCACCAUCUAAAACCAAAUUUAUAUAUGACACUCAUGCCAGAACAAGAUUUGCAGCACAUCGAAGACGAAAAAAGAACAUCCCUUAUUUUGUCGACUGUGAUGGGGAAGACGAUGAACACAGUACAACUGGUGAGUUGCACCACCACUGAGAACACAACACCACUGUCGGAGUUGCCGGACCUUUGUCGGAAUCACCGGACAGUCAUCGGUAUCACUGAAAACGGCAUCGUAAUCACCAAACGUUAUCUCUUUACUUUCUCUAGAUCUGGUUGUUCACAACCUUCCUCCCUCGUUCACCACAUCCGUCCACCUCUACUCCUCCCACCGUCAGAAACCAUGUCCAUCUAUCUAUUUUCUCCGGCGAGGAGGUUUCUCGAUCUGAAGGGUGCUGAACCUCAAACAGAGAGUGACUUAGCUGACCUUGAUGUUAUCUAUGCUCUCAAGGAGUCUGAUGGACUUGAAGUCAAUAAACUUAUAUUACGGGGAGUUAGAUGAAGACCAUGAAGAUGCUAAAGAGACUGUUCCUACUUUUCAAAUAGGACAAACUAGUAUACAUCUAGACUCAUUUGAUGUAACACAUAUGCAUUCAUUUGGGAAGCCUUUAGAAUAGGUGACACCCUUUGGGAAAAGAAAAGACAACUUUGUAGUACACUCAAACUUUAACACCCUACCCACAGUUCAUGAAAUUAAAAUGGAAAACGGAGAAGGUGGUUCUGAAGAUGAUGUGAUCAAAAGGGUACAACCAAUUAAACGUAGUUCUCGCCUGCGGCCUGAUGUUUUCGCCUGCAGCCGGGGGUGUGAUAGUAAAGUAGUUAUAUACGGUGAAAACAUACUUUUGCUUUAAAAGUACAUUGAGUCAAACCUGCGAACUCACCAACAUUAUGUUGAUGCUUUUUCAAAAUGCAUGUAUUCUUAGGAAACUAAGAAACUGGAAAUCAUACAUAGGAAAACAAUCAUGUGAUUACUGUUUAUCUAUCAUUUUGUCAUAUUUUCAUAGUUGCCUAACUACUAAGGCAUACUCCGUAUUUUAGAUUAUCAAGUACUACUAGAUAAGGAAUGUUGUAAUUUCCAUUUUUCAUUAAUAAAAGUUUGUAUAUUAUGUUA
This is a messenger RNA of Lactuca saligna, 1158 nucleotides long. The record is from the annotation of a GenBank genome assembly. NCBI's taxonomy places the organism in Eukaryota, Viridiplantae, Streptophyta, Magnoliopsida, Asterales, Asteraceae.